AUGUUCAGAUACUUACACGAAACGCAGGGUGUUCCCGCGCUCUUCCGUUGGUUGAGCAAGAAAUACCCAAAAAUUGUUCAACCCGUUAUCGAAGAGGAACCGCGGCAAAUAGGAGAUGAGGUCAUUCCUAUAGAUGCUAGCGGACGCAACCCCAAUGGUGUCGAGUUCGACAAUCUCUACUUGGACAUGAACGGUAUCGUCCACCCAUGUACACAUCCGGAGGGGAAGCCUGCUCCGGAGACCGAAGAGGAGAUGAUGGUGGAGAUCUUCAACUACACGGAGCGCGUCGUGAACAUGGUUCGCCCUCGCAAGCUCUUGUUCAUGGCUAUCGAUGGCGUCGCGCCGCGUGCGAAGAUGAACCAGCAGCGGUCGCGUCGUUUCCGUGCCAGUCAGGAGGCGCAGGAGAAGGAGGACGCUCGGGCAGAGUCCCUUGAGCUCUGGAAGUCCAUGGGCAAGGAGCUCACUGACGAGAUGAAGAAUCCGAAGGCCGCCUGGGACUCCAAUGCUAUCACCCCCGGCACGCCGUUCAUGACUCUGCUUGCCAACUCCUUGCGCUACUGGACCGUUCAGAAGAUGAACGAAGAUCCGGCGUGGAAGGGCAUCCAGGUCAUCAUCUCGGAUGCAUCCGUUCCCGGAGAGGGCGAGCAUAAAAUCAUGGACUUCAUCCGGCGCCAGCGCGUCAAUCCUGGGCAUGACCCGAAUACUGAGCAUGUAAUCUAUGGACUGGACGCUGAUCUCAUCAUGCUGUCACUAGCUACACACGAGCCGCAUUUCAGAGUCCUGCGUGAAGAUGUGUUCAACCAAGACGUGUCCACCGAGCAGCGGCAGGACCACAACGCGAAGCGGCGCAAGCUCGAGCAGGAGCAGCGCAAGAAUGCGUCUGUGCCCGUUGGACCCUCGCCCUCACUAAACCUCUCCGCGCCCCUCAAUGGCGGCGGCCCACCCCUCAUCCAUCCUUCCCUGCCCCAGCGCCCGGACUUCGCCGCGCGCGCGGAUAGCCUCGGGCUCGGCGCGCCCGUCGCUGCGCCCCCGCCCGCGAUGCAGUCGAACAGCGACAUCGUGAACAACCGCGGGGCGAUUCGCACGGCGAACCUCGACGCCGCGAACAAGCUCAAGGACCAGCUCUUCGACCUCGUCCCGCUGGGACGGGGGAACAAGCCGGCGCCGCCGAAGCUGAACCCGACGCUGCCCGACAAGCCCGUGACGCCUGAGGAGCUCGUCGCGGCGACGGCGACAGCGACGCCUCCCGUAACGGCGCAGGUGCCGCCGAGGCCACUCGCGGCGGGGGACAGCAUGGAGUCGGACGACAUGAUUCCGGGCUUUGAGUCGCAAAGCACAACGGUGACGACCGAGCCCGGGUCGCAGGCCACCCUGGACGGGAUGGAUGGGCAAAAUGGACACGCCGAGGUGUCCAAGGCAGACGCCACCAUGGAGAACGGGGACGCCGACGCGGAGGGCGAAGAGGAUGCGGAGGGAGAGGUCGACAUGGACACGCAGGACGACGAUGACGAUGUCCCACCGCUCGCGGGCAAGAAGCGUAAGCUCGACGAAGGCCCCGCUGCGGAGGACAACUCCACGGAGGAGGAGGAGGAGGAAGAAGCCGCGGCCAAUGCGAGCCUCUACAAGAUGAAGAAGAACGCUGAUGGUUCGAUUGAGCAGGCCGACCAUGUUCAGCUUUGGGAACCUGGGUACAAGGAGCGCUACUACAAGAACAAGUUCGGCAAGGAGUACAGUGACGAGGAGUUCAGGAAGGAUGUCACCACCAAGUACAUGGAAGGCCUUGCUUGGGUCCUUCAGUACUACUACCAGGGUCCCGUCCCCCUCGAUGUCAAGCUCACCAAGGGCAUCAGCGGCACCGUUCAGCGCAACCCCGACUGUCUGCCGGGUUCCACCUACGAUAGCCCGCUUCCCGCCCUCAGAGACAUCCCCAACGACCGCUCGCUCUCCGUUCUCUACUUCUUCCCCAAGCAGCUCUCCCCGCACCGCUCCGUUCUCCUCCCCGGCGCCGUACCGCCGCGCCGGCAGCUCACAACCGCUGACCUCACCGCCACGCGCAACGGCGGGCGACCGCCGCGCAAGAGCUACGACAACCGCAACACGGGCCGCGGCGGCCUCUGGCGGGAGGGCAGCGACCGUGGCGGAGGCUUUGGUGGGCGUGGUAGGGGCCCACCGCCGCACCAGCGGGAGACGCGCCCGUAUCCCUCGGGUGGUCCGCCGGCACAGAACGGGUAUGGCGGCGGUCGGGGCGGCUAUGGUGGUGGUGGUGGAUACGGCGGCUACGGUGGAGGCGGGGGUGGCGGCGCCAACCGCGGUCGGCCGAAUGACUAUGGAGGGUACGGUGGUGGAAGCCGGGGCGGGUACAACAGCCACGGCGGCGGAGGCGGCGGUGGGUACCCCCAGCCAAGCAGCUAUGGCGCCGCGCCGCCUGCAGGCGGGGGCUACCCUGGCUACGGUGGUGGAGCUAAUGGUGGUGGAGGCUACGGCGGUUCGGGUGGCUAUGGCGGCGGCGGAAGCGCUGGAUAUGGCAACUACGGAUACGGCAACCAAGCCCCUGCGCCUGGUGUCUACGGCGGCGACCCUCGAGGUGGUGGUCGCGGCGGUGGGUAUGGUGGGCAGGGGUAUGGAAGCUCGCGAGGUGGAGCCUUCCGGAAGAUGCAGGCCCCACGGGGUUCAGAUGCGAUAUUAGUGUGGAAAUCCGGAAACGUGCAGCGCGCGCCCGGCAAGCGCCCAUCAGCCUCGCUAUAUAAGUUGGAGAAAUCACCGUCCGAACCUGUCCGCUCCAGCACCCGCCGCCAACUCGACACCGGGACGGUGAUCUGCGUCCGGAGAGUGUCAGAGAGCGUUAUCGAGAUGUCCGAGAUCAACGAGAAGGGGGCGGUCCCGCGCCAUCGCACGCACAGGACAGAUGAGGAGGCUGGGGGAAUCGAGGACGCCAACAGCAGCAGCCCCUUCUUCGCGAACGGCGAGCGCCACGACACGGAGCAUGCCUACCCUCCCCACCACCACCAUCUACACGCCCCGCAUCUUUCGAUGGAAAACCAUCCUCACUUGCAGGAUGCUGUGGAUGGAUGGGAACGCUUCAAGAACAGGUUCAAUCGAGUCGGGAGGAGGAAAAUUGGGAUCGCAGAGAGCUUGAAGAACUUGGCGAAGCAGUCAUGGCUCAAUACCUUCAUCGUCUUCAUUCCAAUCGGCUGGGUCACACAUUUCCUCGAGGUACACCGUAGUCCAGUCGGCGUCCCUCACACCGUGGUCUUCAUCUUCAACUUCCUUGCAAUUAUCCCCCUCGCAAAGCUGUUCGAGUAUGGCGGUGAACAGAUGAGCUACUAUGUCGGCAAGGAACUCGGAGACCUUAUCAUCAUUUCCCUGAACAACGUCAUCGAGGCCACGCUUGCCAUCAUCCUGCUCAACAAGUGCGAGUUGAGAUUACUACAGUCCACCAUCAUCGGUGUCGUAAUCUUGCAUUUGCUGCUCAUCCCAGGUGUCUCGUUCAUCAUCGGCGGUGCGCGCGUGAUGCACCAGGAGCUUGCGCCUCAUCACUCUGAGCUGAACCAGGCUCUGCUGACUGUUGGUGUCGUCUGCUUGUUGCUGCCCGCUGCGUUCUUCGCUGCUAUCGACCGGGGAACGGCCGCGGCAGCAGAGCUGGGCUCAGCAGAGAGCGCGGUCUCGGACGCAUCGCGGGCCAUGUAUCUCUCUAUAAGCCACGGCCUCGCUAUCAUCCUGCUCGUUGUUUACAUUUGCUCCCGCGUCUACCUCCACAACCCGCCCGGCGACGACAACGCGCUCCGCCCACGCGAGAACGCGCCCGAGGAGCACAAGCGCGAGGAGAAGCACCUCGAGGAGGGCGACCCCGAGAUGUCCCCCUGGGUGUGCAUCGCGAUGCUCGUCGUCACCAUCGGCAUCAUGGCCGCGACCGCCGAGUGGCUCGUUGACAGCAUCGAGUACGUGCGCGAGGGCGGCCGCAUCACGGAGGAGUGGUUCGGCCUCAUCCUCCUCCCCAUCGUGUCGUUCUCGGCGGACGCGGCGGUGGCGGCGGCGUUCUUUGUUAGGUAUCUGUUCAAGAGCUAUCUGGGCAAGCCGACGCCGAUCAGCACGCUGGCGCAGGCGCGGACGAUUGAUAUGGCGAUUCAGUUCAUCCUGUUCUGGAUGCCAUUCUUUGUACUCAUCGCCUGGUGGUCGAGCCGGCCGCUGACCCUGCUCUUCGACCUGUACGAGGUCGCCGUCAUCAUCGGCUCGUGCUUCAUCGUCAACUACGUGACCGCGGACUCGAAGACGAACUGGGCGGAGGGCACGGCCUUGGUGGCCUUCUACGCCAUGAUCGCCCUCACGACAUGGUUCUACGCUGGCCAGGAAGAGAUUCACCACCUAGCUAUCUGCACAGCGGUCGCCGCGAGUGGUGCAGCGGAGGGCGGCGGUGCCGAGGCCGUUGCUGCUAGCCACCACUGA
Messenger RNA from Schizophyllum commune H4-8, 4443 nucleotides. RefSeq lists its product as uncharacterized. Bases 1 to 4443 code for a protein of 1480 amino acids. Gene Ontology annotation, biological process: transmembrane transport; nuclear-transcribed mRNA catabolic process. The transcript is spliced from 21 exons. NCBI's taxonomy places the organism in Eukaryota, Fungi, Basidiomycota, Agaricomycetes, Agaricales, Schizophyllaceae. Gene Ontology annotation, molecular function: 5'-3' RNA exonuclease activity; RNA binding. Gene Ontology annotation, cellular component: nucleus; membrane. The record is from RefSeq and is a predicted model, not a curated record.